Aspergillus calidoustus is the source of this 987-nucleotide messenger RNA. The record is from the annotation of a GenBank genome assembly. Lineage: Eukaryota; Fungi; Ascomycota; Eurotiomycetes; Eurotiales; Aspergillaceae.
AUGUUCAGCAAGAGUUUCGCCUUCGCUUUUCUGCCUGCCCUCACGGCCGCUACGAGCUUCGACUACAAUGCUCUCAGCCUGCGGACCGUUGGUGGUCGCAACACUCUGGAAUGGCGCGUCUGGCUCGAACAAAACGGCUCCCCAAUCUCCUUCUGGCACGACGUCCCCCUCUACCCGAACGAAACCAACAAACAAAUAAUCAACUUCGUCGUCGAGAUCCCGCGCUGGACAGACGGCAAGAUCGAAAUCAAGCGCGACGAGCCCCUGAACCCGAUCUUCCACGACGACCGCGACGGCCUCCCGCGGUACGUCGAGUCCGUCUGGCCGCACAAGGCCUACCCGUUUUUGUACGGGUCCAUCCCGCAGACGUGGGAGAGCCCGAACUUUGAGCAUGAUUUCACGAACGAGCCCGGUGACAAUGAUCCCAUGGAUCUGUUUGAUAUUGGGCAGGAUGGAGGGUAUACGGGGCAGGUGAAGCAGGUUAAGAUCCUCGGUGCGCUGGCGCCGAAUGAUGGUGGGGAGACGGAUUGGAAGGUUUUAGGGAUUGAUGUUAAUGAUCCCAUUGCAGAGUUUGUCAACAACUUCUCCGACGUCGAAAAAUACCGCCCGGGUCUGAUCCAAUCCUACCGUGACUGGUUCACCUACUACAAGGUCGCGCGCGGCGACGACGUGAUUCCCAUCGUCGGCGACAGCUAUGUAAACUCGACCUUUGCAACCGCCGUCGUCGAGCAGAGCCACGGGUAUUGGCUGGACCUGAUCAAGGGCGAAGUCGACAGCAACGAGAUCAACUACAACCAUACCUCGCGGCCGGAUAUCAAGGGGAGCUAUGUGUCGAAAUGCAAGGCGACGGAUUUUGGGAUCCCGAGCGAGUCGGAUGAGAAGCCUGCGGCGGAGAAGCUAAAGAGGUUUGAGCAGUGGUUUUAUCUUGAUGAGGAUUUUCAGUUGAUUGAAGAGAAUGUUGUUGGUGGGGUUGAGGAGGAGGAGUAG